AUGUGCGUGCGGGCCCGCAGUCGCGCAGUUUUAGCCAUAACGCCGCUUGGCAGACCGCGUCAGGCGUCGGGCGUCAGGCCGUCAUGCGCGACGGACGCUCCGAAACUUUGCGUCUCGGUUCGCAAUCACGUCGCGCAUACACUCGCGGUGUGCUCCGUCGGCGGCCCCACCGUGUCGGCGGCGGGCGUGGAGCGCACUUCGGACGGAGCUUGUGAUCAUCACGAACGCGGGCGAAAUCGUCAUUUGAAGCAGCUCGAUGUCGAUGUUCCGCUCGCACCGUGCGUGAGGGGUAUUGGAUUUCGAGUGCCGCGCACAAAAUCCAAUGAUUGCAGACUUAGCGCGCGCGCAACGUUUGGCAUGGCGGCGGGCGAGUUCCAGGCAACAGGACGCGGUCUGGCAGCCUUGGGUACGCACCCUCAAACUCUGCGCAUCCAGCUCGACUCCCCCUCGGUGACACAGUCUAGGCGCGUCGCCCAAAACGGCAGCUCGUUGAUGGGCCUGCACCGAUCCCGCUCCGGCUGCGCUUUUGGAUACCUGGGGGCGUCUGGCGGGCCUGCGGUGUCUCAGGCAGCAGCUCCGCCCUCUGGCCUCGCACGAUAUUGCUUCCUUAGUCGGGCGGUGCAUGCGCAGCGCAUCUCAGCUGUCCACCCAUUCAAUCGUAAUCAAGUCAGUGCUCGUUUUCCUGCUACCGGCGAAAGGGAUGCUUCCGCGUAUCUUCCGAGCCUCAAACGACAUUUAUUGCCACCUAUCGCCACCUACUACCGCCACCCACCGCCACUUUCCACGCCCUUCACGCGCCGCACACACACGCCUGCAGCUUCGCACGCUGCACCGCUGAGUGGCCGUCCACGCGGAGUUCGACGGAUCGCCUGCGGGUCGUUCGAUGAUGACCUCAGUCGCAGACAGGGCUCGCGGACGCCGCGGCGCGUUUCGCACACACGCGUCGGCCUCGUUCUCGACUGCGACGCGAUUGCCGCCGGGGCUGCAUACGUGGGACGGGCGAGCACAAGACCGGCUGAUUCUGGUCUGGUGGAGAUUUCUGGGCGGGCGGCUCCGGCGCGCGUGGGCAUCGGUGCGCACGCUCUGUUGGGAAGAUGGGCACCGCUGCGUAAGUAGGUGUUUCGGUUCGGCUUCCACGAUCGUACGUGGCGCUCUCGUGCUUUGCUCUCGAGGCAUGCGCCGACGGCGGCUCAGAUCCGCCCAAUUCGAGACUUUAUCUGUACCUAGCCUGCUCGCUGCCUAGGCACCUAGUGCCACCUCGAUCCACACGCUUGCGGAACCAAGCUGACACCUCUCGCCCUUCCCUUCCCAGUUCUAUCUCUGACUCUCUUUAUUAGCGCACUGCCUUUGCGUUCCGUAUAGCCAACGAUGUACAAGUGGACGACCUGCUGCACCGCUUGCCUCGUUCCUGGACUGGGGGCGCUGACGCGCGCCUACAGCUAUAUUGACGCCACUGGAUGCGCUGCCCAUCAACAUCGCGUCGGCAGAUUCGCUCUCGGUGCCUAAAUAUGGUGUGUCGGGGCUGUGAUCGCUGAUACCUCCGACUCGGGUAUAUGGAGCAGGCGGUUCGUUAGUGUAGGUCAUCCUUCCCGAGGACUCUGAUCGAGUGUACCGUUGAGCUGUUCGACGGCCGCAGAAAUUGUUGGGCUAACUUAAGUAUGUAGUCUCGUCGGGCACUGGACAGGCUUUCCAGCUGGAUUAAAUUAGAUCGGUACUUAUUCCGAACUUGUAUGAAACUUGUACAGCUGUAGAUAAAUAGAAGCUAAGCUUUAUUGGU
This is a messenger RNA of Heterobasidion irregulare TC 32-1, 1777 nucleotides long. RefSeq lists its product as uncharacterized. The record is from RefSeq and is a predicted model, not a curated record. Lineage: Eukaryota; Fungi; Basidiomycota; Agaricomycetes; Russulales; Bondarzewiaceae. The transcript has 2 exons. The coding region runs from base 1 to 1116 and encodes 371 amino acids.